Messenger RNA from Egretta garzetta (little egret), 825 nucleotides. RefSeq names its product FKBP prolyl isomerase 6 (gene FKBP6). The record is from RefSeq and is a predicted model, not a curated record. NCBI's taxonomy places the organism in Eukaryota, Metazoa, Chordata, Aves, Pelecaniformes, Ardeidae. The transcript has 7 exons. Gene Ontology annotation, molecular function: protein binding; peptidyl-prolyl cis-trans isomerase activity. Bases 1 to 825 code for a protein of 274 amino acids.
AUGAGUGAAGACAGGAGCUCAGCACCUGUGAAGUACUCUGGGUACCUGGAACACCGGGAUGAGCCCUUCUGCACAAACUGCUACAGCAAGUCUCCUGGGCUGAUGAAACUUGGAAAAGACAUUACCCUGGGGGGCCUGGAAAUUGGCCUGCUGACGAUGAAGAAGGGAGAGGUGGCAAGAUUUGUCUUCACGCCAGAGUAUGCCUAUGGGCGGCAGGGCUGUCCUCCGCUCGUUCCCCCAAAUGCCACAGUCAUGUUCGAAGUGGAGGUGCUGGACUUCCUAGACUCAGAUGAAUCUGACACAUUCUUCGAGUUGACUGCUGAGCAGCAGGAUACAUUUCCACUACAAAAGGUGUUGAAAGUGGCAGACACAGAGAGAGAAUUUGGCAACUACCUCUACCGUAAGCGGCACUUUGAGGGUGCCAAAGACAGAUACAAAAGGGCAUUCUCCAUCCUUGGUCGCAGCCCUUCCAGUGAGGUGGAGCAGCGUCAGAUCAAUGCUUCCAAGUUGCUGGUGCUCCUGAAUCUCUCUCUCACUUACCUGAAACUGGAACGUCCUGCACAAGCUUUGGCAUACGGGGAGAAGGCCUUGGAGAUUGACCAAAGAAACGCCAAAGCGCUGUUCAGGUGUGGCCAGGCUUGUCUCUGCAUGACAGAAUACGAAAAAGCACGGGAUUUCCUGGUCAGAGCUCAGCAUAUGCAGCCGUUUAACCACGAUAUUAACAACGAGCUGAAAAAGUUGGCAAGCUGCUACAGGGACUACAUGGAAAAGGAGAAAGAAAUGUGCUGCCGUAUGUUUGCCCCUCCCAGCUCUUCUUCUGGCUGA